This is a messenger RNA of Anneissia japonica, 2346 nucleotides long. RefSeq lists its product as uncharacterized. Bases 1 to 2346 code for a protein of 781 amino acids. The transcript is spliced from 2 exons. The record is from RefSeq and is a predicted model, not a curated record. Lineage: Eukaryota; Metazoa; Echinodermata; Crinoidea; Comatulida; Comatulidae.
AUGUUACUGCGGUUUAGACAACAGAAGAUUGCAUUAGCAGCCGACAUUUCCAAAAUGUAUCAUCGUAUAGCGAUUCCUGAAACAGAUCAGCAUGUUCACAGAUUCUUGUGGCGUGACUUUGACCAACGCAAGAAACCAGACAUAUAUGUGAAAACCAAUGUAACGUUCGGUGACAAGCCUGCCCCAGCGAUGGCUCAAGUUGCAUUACAAAAAACGGCCAAGGUGAAUGAAGAAACCUACCCGGUAGCCGCUAAAAUUAUUGAAAACGACAGCUAUAUGGAUGACAUACUGACUUCUGUACCAGAUGUGAACACAGCCGAGAAUUUUACCAAAGAAAUAGACACUGUUCUAGCAAGUGGAGGAUUUAAGGUAAAAGAAUGGGUAUCGAAUGGAAAACCUACCAAUCCAGACAUUAACCAGCAACCUGACAACAAACCUGUGACUGAUUCAUCUGAACAGAAAGUGUUAAGUGUAGUUUGGAAUCCUAACAAUGACCUAAUAUUGUAUAAAGUCAAACCAGCCAAAUUCCACGAGAAGUCAUUAACUAAGAGAAUGGUACUCAGUGAAAUUGCCAAGGUCUUUGAUCCGAUUGGAUUUGCAACUGCGUUUCUCAUAAAUGGAAAGAUUAUGAUGCAAAAACUAUGGCAACGAGGGUAUGGUUGGGAUGAUGAUUUAGCUGAAGUUGAGAAAGCUGAAUGGAGAAAGUUUUUCAAAGAACUGCAAGAAUUAGAUUGUACUUUAUUCCCGAGAUGUUUAUUACCAGUCCAUUCAAGUAAAGCAGCUGAACUGAUUAUUUUCUGUGACGCCUCAGAAGAUGCAUUCGGCAUAGUAGUAUACACGAGAUGGGAAGACUUUAAUGGUGAUGUUGGAGUAAGAUUCAUUUCAGCCAAGUCCCGAGUAGCUCCAGUAAAACACCUAUCUAUGCCUCGUUUAAAGUUACAAGCCGCUGUUAUGGCAUCGAGACUGUAUGCUACGCUUAAGGAAGAGAUGUCUCUGAAAUUUGAUAGAGUUAUAUUCUUUUCGGACAGUAUCAUCGCUUUGUCAUGGAUACGUGGUCAGUCUAGACUCUACAAGUUAUUUGUUGCUAACAGAGUUGCUGAAAUUCAGAACCAAACCGAUCCGGCAGACUGGCGUCAUAUACCUGGAGAACAUAACAUUGCCGAUCAAGUGUCCAGAGGGAUUAAAGUCAAAGAUUUGGAACAUGACUGGAGGAAUGGACCUGCUUUUCUGAAGCUUCCAGAAGAACAAUGGCCGAAAUCUAUUCCGAAGACAGAUGUCAAAGAACUUGACAAAGAAAAGAAGAAGGAGAAAACCAUUUUGAUAGUAAAUGCAGAAGACAAGAAGGCUAUCGACUGUAAGAAAUAUUCUAGUUGGAGAAAGCUGAUACGAGUUACAGCGUACGUGUUUAGAUUUAUUUCUAAUAUGAAAGCUAAGUGCAGAGUAGAAGAUGGAUCACUGUCAACCAAUGGGUUAUCCAUUGCUGGAGACUAUUGGAUCUUCGAAGCUCAAAAACAUAUCCAUGGUAAAGUUCAAAGGGUUGAAUUUAAAUCAUUAAGUCCCUUUGUGAAAGAUAAUCUGAUACAUGUGGGUGGAAGAGCUGAUAAUGGAACAUUAUCAUAUGAACAACGACAUCCUGUUCUACUACCUAGAGAUGACCACAUCUCAUACUUGAUAACUAGAGAUGUACAUGAACGAGGACAUUAUGGAAUUGCUGCAACUGCUGCAAAGGUUCGAAGCAAAUAUUGGAUAGUAGGAGUUACCAGCCUUGCUAAGACAGUGAAAUUCCGAUGUGUGAAAUGCAGAAAGUUUAAUCACCGUGUUGAAACACAAUUGAUGGCGGAACUACCUGCAGAAAGGAUGACUCCGUUUACACCACCGUUUUAUUAUACUGCAUGUGACUACUUUGGCCCAUAUAAUGUCAAAAUAGGAAGACGUAAGACAGCAAAACAUUACGGUGUUAUAUGUACAUGCCUGAAUACCCGAGCAGUACACCUAGAAGUCGCCACUGAUUGUUCAACGAUGGAGUUCAUGCAAAAUGGAUGUGCAGAAGCGUUCGUGAAAAGCUGUAAGUUAGCGCUGAAGAAAGCCGUAGCUGAGCAGAAAUUAACACCAUUUGAACUUCAUACAUGUUUCCAGGAGAUAGCUAACCUUGUAAAUGAACGACCGAUUGGGCGUAUACCCAAUGAUCCAGAUGACGGUAAAUACAUCUGUCUCAAUGACAUUCUGUUAGGACGUGCAUCCAGUAGAGUACCGCAAGGACCAUUCCGUCCAAGCAAGAACCCAAGAGACCGACUUGAAUUUGUACAGAAGAUAGUUGACACGUUUUUGAAUUUGUACAGCAGAUAG